This is a messenger RNA of Penicillium subrubescens, 1029 nucleotides long. Its product is annotated as CorA family magnesium transporter. Gene Ontology annotation, molecular function: magnesium ion transmembrane transporter activity. Bases 1 to 1029 code for a protein of 342 amino acids. The transcript has a single exon. The record is from RefSeq and is a predicted model, not a curated record. Gene Ontology annotation, biological process: mitochondrial magnesium ion transmembrane transport. Gene Ontology annotation, cellular component: mitochondrial inner membrane. NCBI's taxonomy places the organism in Eukaryota, Fungi, Ascomycota, Eurotiomycetes, Eurotiales, Aspergillaceae.
AUGAAUCUCUCCCUCAAACUCUCCCACGGGCGUAUGAAUGGAACCACCGAGUUGAUUUGCACUCUCUUCGACGCCAAUGGGGCUAUCGAGAUGCCCGAGACUCGCCUGACCAAGGCAGAUAUCGCCCGCCAGUACGGGGUCGAUGGCCGCGACCUACGCACUGCAGAUGCGAUAUCAGAAGGGAUACCCCACUUUGUCAUUCGUCCAUCGACAAUUUUCAUCAGCCUUUUCUCUUUGAGACUUCUGGUUCAAUCGAACCGAGUACUCCUGAUCCGAAGUGGUUCCAAGGACAACGACCCGCACGCCUUUCUGGAGGAGAUCUUCGCGACCGAUCUCCAGAGUAAACUGCGCGGCAAUCACGGAUCAGGGUUCCCCGUUUCUCUUCCUUAUGAGCUUCGCGUUUUCGAGGCAGCCUUGGCAUCUGUGACUGCACACCUUGAGGCAGAACACUUACUCAUACGGAAGGAGAUCGAGUAUAGCCUCGAGGAUCUACAAAGCGAAGACAUUGCUUCAACCGGGCCGCGCACAUUGCUGGAAAAUGGCAAGAAACUCGUCCACAUCGAGCAGCGCGCUCGACAGAUGCGUACCGCACUGCAAGAGUUGUUAAGCAAUGACGAAGAUCUCGCCGAAAUGUACCUCACCGACCAACAAGCAGGCAGACCCCACGCCAUCGAAGACCACCAAGAAGUCGAAUACCUGCUUGAAGCGUACUAUAAAAGUCACGACGCGAUCGUCGAGUCUGCAGGGGCGUUGCUGAGUGAAGUGCACCGCACGCAAGACGCCAUCAUGUCUGUUCUUGAUGUGCGACGCAAUCAGAUUAUGGUUUUUGAGGCCCAACUCGAGAUUUGUAUGCUGGGGUUUGCGGUGUCGACGUUUAUUGCGGGCUUGUAUGGUAUGAAUGUUAUCAAUUAUCUGGAGGACAGUCCUUAUGCGUUUCCGUCGCUUGUGGCGGGAUGUGUGAUGGGGACGCUGAUGCUUGCACGGAUUGGAAUGUUGAAGCUGCGGAAAUUCCGCAGGAUACUGCUGUGA